ACAUAUCUAUUUGUUCAGAACAUGUAGUACCGGUUCUCAGCUAUAAUAAAAGGACUCUUGCUUCUCCCCAUAUCUUUGUGUUUCUGAAACAUUACUUUUAAGAAAAAUGUUUGUUUGAUAGGCACGUUUUUUAAAUUUGCAAACCAAAAUGCUUUAGUUGGUAAAAGGUGAACCACACUGUGUUUGUUAGGGAAUCAUAGGGCAUUUUAAAAACACGUUUAGUUUGUUUGUGGAGUUUUGGCGGGGAAAUAGUUCCACAUUUAAGACUACUGUUUUUGUUUUGCUAAGUAGCGGGAAAAAAAGGCAAGGAGGACGCUGUGCGUACGUCAUGACGUCGAACCGGAAGUGCUAACUAACGUUUGACCGUCGGUUUGUGUUCCUUUUGACAGUCUGGUAGUUGGUACUUGGAACGGCUGUUAUUUAGGUCACGUAGUGUGAGUGUCUGUGGAGCUUCAUGAUGUCGGCGACGCUGCUGCUCAAGCUGCGGGUCAGCGAGCGACUUGAGGCGGCUGUAGAGGAAAUCUUCGGAGUGGUCGAGAAGACGGUGUCGGAGUAUCAGGAGGAAACUGUCCGAUGCAAGAGAGAAAUCCUCCAACUGAGACAGCAGAUCGAGCAGCUGACCGUCCUGAAACCUACAGUUAUAUUAUUGAGCGCAGACACCCAGACGGCCUCUGAGGAGCCAGCCCAGCUGCCCAGUGUGGAGGAAAUUGAGAUCUGUGAUUCUCUUCAGAUCAAGGAAGAGCAGGAGGACUGCUGUAUCGGUCCAGACAACGCUAUGAAUGAUCUAGACACGCAGGCUGAUCCUUCCAACAGUGCUAAACAUCUUAAAACAGAACCAGUUACAAACUGUGAGCUGCUCCCAUCUUCCCCGGCUUUAACUUGUAGCAUAAACAAAAGCACAGACGACAAAUGUGAUGAAAGGGAUGGUUCAUCAUUACCUCCUCAGAGUCAAAAGGUGAAUCAGUGGAUCCUCCCAGCCCUUAAGGAUUGUUCUUCCAAGGAUGUCAACAUCAGACUCAUGGAUACUGAAACAAUGGCUCAAAAUGACAACCAGCUGUUCCCCACCUACAGCACUAUCACUGUGACAUUAAAUGAUGAUUGGAAUGGGAACACCAGCUCAGGCUCAGGCUCAUCCUCCUGUGCUCCGAUUCGCAGUGACUAUGCUUUUAUGGAGCAAGAAGAAACCCAGAAGGAUGACAGGUCUUGCCAUUUGUGUGGCAAGGAUUUUAACAGGGACUCUGAUCUGAUCAAACACGUUGACAAGGUUCACAUGACCAUGAAGGCUUUUAAAUGCCCUGAAUGUGACAAGGCGUUCGUCUGUAGGUUCCACCUGACUGUGCAUUUAAGAAUUCACACGGGUGAAAAGCCAUUCAAGUGUUCUUACUGUACGAAAUCAUUUGCUCAAAGGUCAAAUCUCAAUGUUCACAUGAGGAGGCACACAGGGGAAAAGCCAUAUUUUUGCAAAACGUGUAGCAAAAAGGUCGCCAGUACCAAUCAUCUCAAAAAAUGUGGUAUAAAAGAGCUCAAAUUUUGCUGUUCAAGGUGUAGUCAAAGAUUCCUCACAGUUUCAAAACUGUGGGAUCACGAGCAGAUGCAUGAAGCCAGCACAUCCCAGCCUAGUUAGUGUUAGGAAUAUUUUGAUUAGGUGUUUAACCUUUGACCUGGUUCAUCCUUGUCUUCUUCCUCUGUCUGUAUUGCCAUGGCAUAGUUCUUCAGCCUUGGAGGUGCUGUUAUCUUUAUUAAGGAGGGGCAGCCUGGGCUUCCUGAGCCUUGUUGUUCCCAUACUGGGUACGAGCUGACCUAAGAUUGGGUUUAUUGUUUUGGGACAGCUGGGCACUAGUUUAUCUGGCACCAGGUGCUCUUGUACACAUAUUCUAUUGACCUAGAUGACAGUUUUAGUUAGACGUGACUGAAGACUGUUGACUGUCCAUUCGAACUGGUUAAAACCUCAUAUUGUAGUAGAGAUCUUCAGAAUUGGUCGCUCUGUGAACUCGUGGCUGCAGCAAAAUGUCUUGUCAAUUCUCCGGCCGUUAACUUCAGAAUAAACCUUCAGUGUUUGCCAUCAAAGUUCCAGCUCUCCCAUGUGUCUCUCUGAGUUUCGUCUCCAUUGCUUCAGAAGAAUCCAUCGCAGGCAGUUUUGACAUUCAUUCUUCAUUCAUUGUUUUCCCACAAAACAUGUACACACUUCUGUCCUCCCUGAAUGUGCUUGCAGUUAAUGCGACCAACUGAUAAGAAGUGUUGUUAUAUUUUUUAUUAAUUGAUCAGAAUCUGGGAUGCAACAAUUUGUCACACGUAUUAAAGGAGUUUGUUUGAAGGACAGUGAGUAUGUAGUAUGUAAACAAGGACUCAAUACUGAUGUAAAGGUUGUCACAUGUUAGGACAACUAGCACCUAUACAAAAUAUUUAAACUUAAGAAUACCACUGUUAACAUUUGACAGCAGCAUGUUUGUAGCUUCUUGAGAAAUGCCAAAAUGCAGAUCAAAUUAUCUGGUGCCCUAAAAAAUGUAGUUCUCUCUGAAGGUUUUUUGAUCUGUGCAUUUGAGAUCUCAAACCACUUUUCUCCUCAUCUGUCUGAUGCCUGUUUCUGCUCAUGAUUGUCUUGUACUUCGUUUCAAAUAAAUA
Molecule: messenger RNA, 2622 nt
Organism: Eleginops maclovinus (Patagonian blennie)
Lineage: Eukaryota; Metazoa; Chordata; Actinopteri; Perciformes; Eleginopidae
Product: oocyte zinc finger protein XlCOF7.1-like
Exons: 2
Coding region: 455-1624 (389 amino acids)
Biological process (GO): regulation of transcription by RNA polymerase II; embryo development; urogenital system development
Cellular component (GO): nucleus
Molecular function (GO): DNA-binding transcription factor activity, RNA polymerase II-specific; RNA polymerase II transcription regulatory region sequence-specific DNA binding
Source: RefSeq, a predicted model, not a curated record